AUGGGGAGAAAACUGGAUCUUUCUGGUUUGACUGAUGAAGAAGCAGAGCAUGUGCUCCAGGUGGUUCAGCGUGAUUUCAGCCUCCGUAAGAAAGAAGAAGACAGACUGAGUGAAAUGAAGCAGAAGCUGGAUGAAGAGGGCAACAAGUGCAGCAUCCUUUCUAAACAAGAGAAGUUCAAUGAGCACUGCUGCAUUCGCUGCUGUUCCCCCUUCACAUUUCUUAUCAACAGCAAGCGACAGUGCCAGGACUGCAAGUACAACAUCUGCAAGAGCUGCUGUUCUUACCACAAGAAGGAAAAGGCUUGGAUUUGCAGUGUCUGCCAGCAAGCAAGACUCCUAAGGACCCAGUCCCUGGAUUGGUACUAUAAUAAUGUCAAAAGCCGUUUUAAGUGUUUUGGAAGUGCCAAAGUCCUGAAGAACUUGUACAGGAAGCAUAGACUCGAAAGUGGAGUUUGUCCUGAUGCCAUAGCAGAAGGAAGUUUCUUUGAAGGAAGCUUUGAAAAUGAAGGAAGCUUUUGUGGCAGUGACUCUACAUUCUACCAACAGACAGAAGGACACAGCAUGAUGGAUACCCUUGCUGUGGCCUUACGUGUUGCAGAGGAAGCAGUGGAAGAAGCUAUUUCUAAGGCAGAGACCUACAGUGACAGCCUGGACAAGCAGAACGAGGCUUGUUACUUGCAGGAACACAAGGAUGACCUCAUAGAAGAGCUGGCCACAACUAUUGUGCAGAAGAUUAUAAAGAAGCAGAAAAGCAAAACUGAGCAGGCUGAGGCUGACUUUGAAUGGCCACCAUCCAGGAGCAGUGGCCUGGCUUCUGUUGCUGUCUCAGAUCAGAGCAUGCUGACUUUUCCAGGGAGCCGCAGGGGGUCCUACACGUUAUGGAGGUCUCAGUCUGCAUUUUCCCUGGGUAAUGAAGAUUCUCCCAGUAAAGGACUAGACCCUGCAUCAUCUGUGACUGAGGAUCUUUGGAGGCAGCAAAAAGGACAGUUCAGGAAACAGAAGGAACGCAAGCUCUCUGCCUUACCCAGCUGGAAAAGUGUGGACAGGCUAAAUGAAACAAAUCAUCCCCCCUCUGUUUUUCAAAGCACUGAUGGAAACUGGGUAGCUCUGCAGAAUGUCACUUUGCCUCGUCCUCGAAUGCUCGCCAAACCAAAGAGUCAAGUAUUUGAAGCUUUGGAGAAUGAAUCCAGCAUUGUGUCUGCCUAUGAUGAGAUGGGCUCAGACAGUGAGGAUGACUACGACUGGAAUGUGGCCUUGAACAAGCUGCGUCGGAGACCUCGGCAAUUGCCAGGCGAUUUCUAUUAUACCAAUUCCCAGUAUGGUACUGAAUGGGUUUAUGGCAACGAUCAGUACCAGCCAGUGACCUCCCCUUCCUCUGGAUUAUACACCAAUACUGAGACACUGCUCUCUGACUCUGAAACAUCUUCAGUAAACUCAUCCCAGGAAGCUAAAGGAUCUAGCAAAAUUCUCUGGUUACAAAGCAGGACUCAAAGCGAUAUGCCCAGAGUGGAAAAAAAACAUUUCCAUGGAGAACUGGAUGUAAAUUUCAAUCCUCAGGCAACCAGCUUGGAGUAUUCGGACAGCAGUGAGACUGAAGAAGUCUGCUAUGAUUUAGAAAAGAGAUCAAGAAGGUGGAGGAAGAGCAAAGCAAUUUCUGAAGACUUAUGUGACGGAGAAAACUGCACCAAUCCCAACAAGAUGAAUUUAAGUCAGGAUUUUGAUGAUUUAUCAGAAACGGAUGUAAGCAGUGAAGAUCAGCAUCACAACAUCAAGUCUGAAGUUAUGGAAGAGGAUCUUAAAUCCAGGUUAUUUCAUCUUGCUGCUAAAAUAAGUGACAAGAAAACAUCUUCUGGUGAAGAGCAAGAGUCAGAACCUAGAGCGGACCCUGAAAACCAGAAGGAAGGUUUCUCCUCAGAAGAAAAUGGCAGAAGUAUUCAAGAAGAGUUAAAGAAGGUAAGCAGGAAGGCUUUUGAUCUUCAUUUAAAGUUGCAGUUUUUAUCCACUGUAUUGCAGCAGAAGUACUCUGCUGUCUCUCUCUGCAACAUAUCUACAGAGGUCCUGAAAGUCAUCAAUGCCACUGAAGAGCUGAUAGCAGAAUCCACUGGUCCCGGGGAUUUCCCAGGUGAUGCUCAGGAGAGGGGAAGAGGGACGUUCCCACUGGGGACGGACCCCGUCAGACUCGAUGAGCAGCUCACCACACUGGAAGAAAACGUGUACCUGACAGCCGGCACAGUGUACGGGCUGGAGGGGCAGCUCAGCAACCUGGAGGACGCCGCCCGCAAGAUCAGCAGCGUCACUGCGGAAUCUGAGCUGGCCGAUCUGGAGGAUCAGGUGGCCACAGCAGCUGCCCAGGUUCAUCAUGCAGAGCUUCAGAUUUCGGAUAUUGAGAGCAGGAUAUCGGCUCUCACUGUUGCAGGCUUGAACGUGGCUCCAUGUGUUCGUCUGACAAGGAAACGGGAUGAAAAGCAAACAAACCAGAUGCACACAAUAGACACAUCGAGACAGCAGAGGAGAAAACUUCCAGCUCCACCAGUAAAAGAUGAAAAUCUAGAUGGUUCUCCAGUUACCACUGUCAGAACAUUUAACAGAAACUUCAUGCUUCAAGGAUCUUUAACACAAAGAGCUAAAGAAAGGAAAAGCACUGCCAAGGAUUUAAUGGAACCUGCUUUAGGAUCUGCUGUGAUGUAUUAAACUUACACUUCCCUACUGCCAAUAACACACUGCCUAAGGCUGUACACUCGAG
Calypte anna (Anna's hummingbird) is the source of this 2743-nucleotide messenger RNA. It is a transcript of the gene MYRIP, whose product is annotated as myosin VIIA and Rab interacting protein. Gene Ontology annotation, cellular component: cortical actin cytoskeleton. NCBI's taxonomy places the organism in Eukaryota, Metazoa, Chordata, Aves, Apodiformes, Trochilidae. Bases 1 to 2691 code for a protein of 896 amino acids. Gene Ontology annotation, molecular function: myosin binding; actin binding; small GTPase binding. The record is from RefSeq and is a predicted model, not a curated record. Gene Ontology annotation, biological process: intracellular protein transport. The transcript has 18 exons.